This is a messenger RNA of Sinocyclocheilus rhinocerous, 1074 nucleotides long. RefSeq lists its product as uncharacterized. Bases 10 to 906 code for a protein of 298 amino acids. The record is from RefSeq and is a predicted model, not a curated record. The transcript has 7 exons. Lineage: Eukaryota; Metazoa; Chordata; Actinopteri; Cypriniformes; Cyprinidae.
UACAGCUUGAUGGAUGACAAUACAGACAAAGUGGUACACUUUGAGCUGGUGCAAGUUACAGAAUCAUCAAGCUCUGUAGCAAUGGAGUCGACUGGUUUCAGGAGAGCACUCGGCAAAAUCCUAGAUGACGAUAUUGGAGUAAGUGUGGUGACAACUGAUAGAUCCCCAUCCAUUCGCAAGAUAAUGCGAGUCGACUACACAAACAUUCAUCACGAGUUUGAUGUAUGGCAUGUGGCAAAAGGAAUGAUCAAGAAAUUGGCUUCGGUAUCCAGAUACAAAGACAACAGACCACUUCAGCCAUGGAUUAAGAGCAUUAGCAAUCAUCUGUGGUUUUCAUGUUCAUCUUGUGGAGGUGACCCGGAUGAGCUGAUCAAAAGGUGGAAGUCACUUCUGCACCACAUUUGUGGGGUUCAUUCCUGGACAGAAGAUGGAGAAGAAAGAAGAUGUCUGCAUAGCGAGCUUACCUCUGAUGAGCAGAGAAAAAAGAAAUGGCUUGAUAAAAAGUCCAGGGCAUUCAUUACAUUAGAGAACCUUGUCUUAGACAAGGGUCUUCUGAAGGACCUCAGGCAGAUGGCACUUUUCAAGCAUACUGGUAAGCUUGAAGUGUUCCAUUCACUGCUCCUGAAGUACUGCCCCAAAAGAAUACACUUCCAUUACACAUCAAUGCUUGCACGUACCCAGGUGGCAGUGCUUGAACACAAUGAGAAUGUUCACAGACAGCAGGCCAGAACCAACACUGGUACGCCACGGUUCAGUGUAGUGUUCCCCAAGCACUCUAAACAGUGGGUGGCCGAAAACUGUACGAGUCCCCAACUCAAAAUUUCAGAGAUGAUCUUGUACGUUGAGUAUUUGAGAGGCGCAUGGACAGCACUAUUAUUUACAAGGACUCUUCUUCACAUUUGGUAAUACAAUCUGUCCCAAAAAACAUAUCGCAGCAGACCAAACCAUCUAAGGAAGACACAGUCGCAAAGCAUUUGUCACGAUUCUCAAAGUAGUUUUUUACAGACCGACAACAGUGUAGGUUAACUUUACGAAGUGACGCUAAUAAGUUCCACAUUGCAUGGUGGUUUUCUU